AAAAACAGUUGUGGUGGUGGCGGCUGUGCGGCGGCAUUUUUAGCCUCAUCGUCGACGAUGGGAAACACUGUGUUAGUCCUGCUGUGCCUUGCCUGCUGUUCCCUGACCUGGGCCCAGCAGCAGCGACAGAAACAGGAGGAUCGGCACGGAAAUGAAAGUACUGCACUGGGUUACGCAGAGAGGAAAGGCACCAUGAAGUUCUUAGCCAGGCACACAACCACCACACUGUUGUCAGUCAGUGUCUUCAGCACCAUCGUACCGUAUCAGUGUUUCCUAACUGCCGCUUCUCCAACGCUUUGCAGACGAAGGAAAAAACGCCGUGAUCUGCUGCCCGUUGUAAGUCUGAGCUCCAUCGGUCUCACUGAUGCUCUCGGUUCUUCACUUGACGAAGAAUCUGUUGACGCGGUGGAGGAGGAAGUGAGUCCAAAACCCAAAUUUUUCUUCACGGUGGUUCGAACGUCGCAGUCUGUUGUCACUAUCACUUCCACCUCCACCAAUAUCUCCAUCACCGUAUCUGCCUCAGCCUACUGCACCUACCCCGGAUUCACUGGGCCUAUCUGUUAGCCGGUCCUGAACACUCCUGACUCCUGAAACGCAAACCUAGAUAAGAAUGAUGCAAAUGGUCUUUAAAGUUUUUAUUUCACUGUAAAUAAUAAUUUGUAUUUUUAUAUAUGUGCCCCUCACAUAGCAUAAGGAAAACAGGUUGAAGCAAUAUUGCGUGUUUCCCUCUCCAACAACUGAUGCCAUGAGGGUAAAAAAAAAAAAUGAAUACUUACCUUGCUUGUCUUCUCUUUAAUAUUCUCUCUCUCUCUCUCUCUCUCUCUCUCUCUCUCUCUCUCUCUCUCUCUCUCUGACUCAACGGAGAUCACAAGCUGAUAAAGGCAUGUGUAAGCAGGGGACACUCGCGUUCUCCCCCUUGGCAAUCCUGCAACAGGGACGACGGUGGCGUACCAGGCGGCGUUCAUCUAACUUGUGAGGGCAACUGUGUGAGCUGGCACCCGCCCGAGACACAUCGAUGUUUGGGAAAAUGUUAGCAUUUUGUGGUUUGUUGCAAUGUGUAUUGCUUCUUUACUGUCAUUUAUAUAACGAUCGAUUUAUUGAUUUGGAAUGCUUACUAAAAUUCUAAAGGGAAUAAAUGAGUAAAUAAUAUACACGAGUGUCGCUCGUCAUUGACAGCUGCACAUAAGUGUCGCUGGUCACCGACAGCUCAUACCUACCUCUUCACUUGAAACACGGCCUCUGACUGUGGUUUGGAUCUUUAUCUAAAACUACAAACACCAUAUGUUCAUUUCUUAACCACUUGUAGGCUGUAACACAAAUGCAGCCUCAUCCAGCAAAUCGGAGAGUAUACACCUGUGUCGAUUUUUUGACAGCAAGAGA
Molecule: messenger RNA, 1380 nt
Organism: Eriocheir sinensis (Chinese mitten crab)
Lineage: Eukaryota; Metazoa; Arthropoda; Malacostraca; Decapoda; Varunidae
Exons: 4
Coding region: 58-564 (168 amino acids)
Source: RefSeq, a predicted model, not a curated record